Sphaeramia orbicularis (orbiculate cardinalfish) is the source of this 919-nucleotide messenger RNA. RefSeq names its product myosin, light chain 13 (gene myl13). Gene Ontology annotation, molecular function: calcium ion binding. The transcript has 5 exons. The coding region runs from base 71 to 634 and encodes 187 amino acids. The record is from RefSeq and is a predicted model, not a curated record. Gene Ontology annotation, cellular component: myosin II complex. NCBI's taxonomy places the organism in Eukaryota, Metazoa, Chordata, Actinopteri, Kurtiformes, Apogonidae.
UAAUGGAUCAGUGUGCUUGGACCCUUUUGCAGCGUCGGUCCUCCUCUUCAUCUCUAGAACUCUUCUUACGAUGGCACCGAAGAAGAAGGAAGAGCCUAAACCUGCUCCAGCAGCACCCAAACCUCCAGAGCCUGAGCGCCCUAAGACCCCGGAGUUUGACCCUGCAUCAGUUACGCUGGAAUUCACCCCAGACCAAAUUGAGGAUUUCAAAGAUGCUUUCCAGCUGUUUGACAGGACACCGACAAAUGAGAUGAAAAUCACUUAUGCUCAGUGUGGUGAUCUGAUAAGGGCUUUGGGUCAGAAUCCUACCAAUGCUGAGAUUAUGCACGUGCUUGGAAAACCAACAGCUGAAGAUAUGCAAUCCAAAAUGCUGGAUUUUGACCAGUUUCUGCCCAUGCACCAACACAUAUGCAAGGCCAAGGACCGUGGGACAUUUGAGGACUUCGUGGAGGGUCUGAGGGUUUUUGAUAAGGAGGGGAACGGCACAGUUAUGGGGGCUGAGCUCAGGCAUGUUCUGGCAACACUGGGUGAGAAGAUGAAGGAGGAUGAGGUGGAGCAGCUUAUGCAAAACCAAGAGGAUGCAAAUGGAUGCAUAAAUUAUGAAGCAUUUGUAAAAUAUAUUAUGGCGUCUUGAAAGGUUACAUUUCAGUCAUUCUUAUUCUGGUGCUUCAUUACUCUGAAAUAUAUGAAAUCAAUGUGAGUGGAUAAUGAGUGUGCUGCUCCUUCUCUAGACAAUUGAAAGCCUGAAUCUUUCUUCUGUGCCUCCCACUGUGUAAAUUUCUCAUUACCGUUAAGACUCAGAUGGAUCAAUAAUGCACCAUGUUUUGUUCUGAGAUUCCAUGUUACUAAUGCUGUGCACACACUGUACAUUGUACCUGUUCAUAGCUUAGAUCACGGUAAAUAAAUAUAUUUUGAUGGC